AUGUCUGAAAAUCAAGAAUCAGAAAAAUCGAAAGUGAGCAAUGGAUCGAGUAGUGGAGGUGAUGAGUUGGAAGGAGCCACUGGCACCGCCGUUCGAAUCAAGCAGAAGAGAUCCAAGAAAAGAAAUCGAAAGUCCUCAAAAUCCGGCUCAAAAUCUCGAAAAGACGACGUUCCAAAGUGCGAAACCGUGGAAAAAGGGUCAACGAAAUCGGCCAACAAUGAAACGGCUCAAUCCGAAUGGCUCGAUGAAAUUGUUCCAGAAGCUUCUGGAAAUAAAUCGAAAAAAUCCAAUUUUUUCGAAUUUUUCGAUUCUUAUAAAUUUCCGAUUCUCUUCACGUCUUCAGCGAUUCUGGCCGCUGGAAUUCUCGUGUAUUUCGCUGUGAAGAAGACGUCGCCAAAAGUGGGCGGAGCCAAGUGUCCGAUGAAAAUUUAA
This is a messenger RNA of Caenorhabditis briggsae, 432 nucleotides long. The record is from RefSeq and is a predicted model, not a curated record. Bases 1 to 432 code for a protein of 143 amino acids. NCBI's taxonomy places the organism in Eukaryota, Metazoa, Nematoda, Chromadorea, Rhabditida, Rhabditidae. The transcript is spliced from 2 exons.